GGCUACUACGCAUUCUUACCCGCACCCUMGAYCCGYGUUCCGCACAGCCCGGAGCCAACAACAGACAGCCCMGACCCUUAYAAACAGCAACAGCAAAGCAAAAAGAAGAUGAGCAGAUUCUGGGCGGGAGACGAUUCCUCGGACGAAUCGGCGUCCGACUCGGACUCCUCCUUUUACUCGUCGGACGAGGACGUCGGCCGCAACGCCGCCGGAAACGCCGCCAACCGGUGGGCGGACCUCUCCGAUUCCGACUCGGACGACGACGAAGCCCGCGUCGUCAAGAGCGCCAAGGACCGUGCCCUCGAGACCUUCCAAAACUCCAUCAUUGCCAUUCGCACCGCCAUGAGAAAGCGCGACUACUACGUCAUCCAGACGGAGUUUGACGACCUGGCCAAGGCCAUGAUCAAGAACAAAAAGGUCUUGCAAGCCGGGGUCCCCCGUCCGCUGGUCAAGCUSCUAGUAGAUCUCGAGGACACGUACAUUCCYGAGCGGCUCGCCGACAAGGCGGCCUUCAAGAAGCUCUCGGCGCGCCAGGGCCGUUCGCUCAACCGAAUGAAGCUCACCCUCAAGAAGCACAACAAGCCCUACGCGGUGGUCAUGGAUCACUAUCGCAAGAGCCCCGACGACGACGAUGAUGAUGACCACGUGGAUUUGCUCGGAGACGCCGCYGGCGACGACGACGAUUCGGACAGCGACAGCUCCAGCUCGAGCAGCAGCUCGUCCAGCAGCUCUUCCUCGAGUUCUUCCUCGAGUGGCAGCGACAGUGUGAGUUUCAAUUUGAUUCAUUUCGUUUCGUUUCGAGUCUCGGGUGCUUUGUCGCAUUUGUUGCCGUUGUUGCCAGUGUUUGGAUUUGUGAAUUACGUUUUGCCACGAUCAGCAUGCACGCAUCCAUCGCUGUCAUAUUACACCCAUCCGGUGUCGUCACAAGGAUGCCAAUUCAACCCUUAGGGUUUGAAUUCCUCGUUUCUGAUUGCGUGCGCCGGCUCAAUGCUCCAACAUUCGUCGCUGGCAAAGCGGCGAGGAGACGAGCKCGGUGCGAUGCAUGAGACUAACUUAUUACCAUAUUUUUGAGUGACGACACGGAUGCAGUCCAUCGAGCAGCCUUAUGCAACUCUGUGUUGCAGGUUGCAGUAKAAAUGCGAUCCUAUGCGAUGCAAUCCGAACAAGAUACACGGAGAAGAGCCCCRUUCCUCUCUUUUUCGUUCCACUCACUCUUGUUUUGUGUCCGUGCCUGGCAAUUGUUUGUAACCCUUCCUUCUUUCACACCGUCCUCAGGAUUCGGGCAGCGACUCCGACAGCGACGACAGCGAAAUCGACUGGGACGCCCCCGACUCGGACUCGGAUUCAUCCGACGACAGCGAUGACGGCCUUGGCGAGCUCAAGGGACGYGCUAAGUGGCUCAAGAAGGCGGUUGUUGUCAAGAAAAAGAAGGACAAGGACACCGGAGCCAAAACCGGAGACGACACGAAGAAGAGGGAACUCGCCCUCAAGAAGGAAGCCAUGGUGUCCUCCAAGGACCACGAAGCCAUUCGUGCCCCCAAGUCGGUCAUCCCGGUGGAGGGUUUGACAGCUGCCCUGCUCAACAAGAAGGUACAGGAAAUCGCAUCCUCGCGGGGACGCCGCGGAACGGACCCCCGCCACCUGCUCCGGCAAUUCGAGGGAUUAUCCCGCCUCGCCAUGAAGUUUGGACCCCGGGUCGAGGUUCCCAUUCUGAUGUACGUCAUUAGCGCCCAGUUCUCUCUCCAGCGCACMAUGGACGACUACAUGGACACGGCAACCUGGAAGUCCUGCUCGACCUACCUCGAACGCAUCACUAGGUUCAUUAGCGAGGAUGGAUACAAGCUCGGUGUUCAGACCAUUGACGAGGCCGACAUGAUCCUGGGAUCCGGAAAGGCCAAGAACCGCAUGAAGGCGGCUGCUGCUCUUGGCGGUGCCAUGGAAGCGGUCGCGGCAGACGAAAAGCUCGUCAACCCACACACCGGAGAGCCAGAAACCGCGGACGAACGCCUGGAACGCGAGCGCGUCGAGAAGGAGGAGGCCAUGACGGAAGAGGAGAAGAAGACCAUCCCCGUGGUCGGAUCCCUGGCCCUGCACAUGUCCCGGCUCGAAGAAGAAUACACCAAGAGCCUCCAGAAAAUUUCCCACCACACACAGGAAUAUGUCACGCGCCUCCGGGACGAAUCCAAGCUCGUUUCGCUCCUCGCCAAGGCCCAGGCCUAUUUCGAACGAGAGGGCAUGGUCAACGAAACCGCCCAGAUGGCUCAGCUUUACCUSGAACACAUUUACUACCGUCACGAUUCCAUCGGACGACAGGUCGACAAGGCCGCAGAGUUUUACGACAAGUUUGGCGAGGUCGACAUGCUCCACCCCGUSUGCGUCACCAAGCACGCUGCCACCGGUACCGAAAUUGAUACCGCUACCACCCACCCCGCAGCCAGCUCUGGAAAACCCGCCCUGGACGAUGCUGCUUCGGCCGCCGAAAAUACGGAUUACACUGCACUCGUGGGCAAGCUUUGUACCUACAUUUACAACCACGGAACCGAACAAUCCAAGAAGCGUUCGACCAUCUGCCACGUCUACCACCACGCUCUCCACGAUCGAUUCAUCGAAGCYAGGGACUUGUUGCUCAUGUCCCAUAUUCAAGAAGUUAUCUACGAUGUCGAUGACAUUACCACUAUGAUUAUGUUCAACCGAAUGAUGGUCCAGCUGGGUAUGUGUGCCUUCCGUGAUGGCCGCAUCUGGGAGUCUCAUCAGUGUCUGACCGAAAUCUGUAGCAGCCGAGUCCGUGAAUUGCUAGCACAGGGAAUGAGCAUGGGACGCUACAGCGACAAGACGCCCGAGCAAGAAAAGGCCGAGAAACGCCGACAGGUUCCGUAUUACCAGCACAUCAACCUGGAUUUGUUGGAAGGAUGCCACUUGAUCAGUGCCAUGCUACUGGAAAUUCCCAACAUUGCUGCGGCUUCGGUGGCCGGUGCCGAUCCUCGCCGUACCCGCCCUAUCUCUCGAUCCUUCCGCAAGUUYCAAGACAUUUACAGCCACCAGGUCUUCACCGGUCCGCCGGAACAAACCCGCGACCACGUGAUGCGGGCUGCCAAUGCCCUCUCGAAGGGAGAUUGGAAGACUUGUGUCGACCUGUGCACGGGCUUGGAGGUCUGGAACCUGGUUCCCGGAGAWGGUUCCGCCGAAAAGAUAAAAACCAUGCUUGCCUCGAAGAUCAAGUUGGAAGGUCUGCGCACAUACCUCUUUGCCUUUUUCAAGCAGUACGAUUCGCUCUCUCUCAGCCAGCUGUGUGCUAUGUUUGAUAUGACCAAGAACGAAGUCCACAGUGUUGUUUCGAAAAUGAUUAUCAACCGAGAAUUGCUUGCUUCUUGGGAUCAGCCAACCGAAACAAUUGUCUUGCGCAAGGCGGAUCCGAGCCCCGUGCAGAUGAUGGCUCUUCAGUAUUCGGAAAAGGCUGUCAGCUUGGUAGAAGCCAACGAACGUUUGUUGGACUCUUUCUCGGGCCGCAAGGACGACCAAUGGAGAGGUGGCCGUGGCGGAGGCCGUGGCGGAGGCCGCGGUGGCGACCGAGACGGACGAAGUGGUUACAAUAACAACAACAUGAACAACAACAACCGCGGAGGACGCGGUGGCGGCCGAGGCGGUAGAGGACGCGGCCGCGGUGGACGUGGCCGUGGAAAAGGUGGACGCGGUCGUGGAAGCAACCAGCGUCGUUACUAGACAACCAAUCGGUACAGCGGGUAUUUGAAAUUGUUUUUCACUUACCAAUAAUUUUUAGAAAAAUAACAACAACUAUGCAAC
Pseudo-nitzschia multistriata is the source of this 3801-nucleotide messenger RNA. The record is from the annotation of a GenBank genome assembly. Lineage: Eukaryota; Bacillariophyta; Bacillariophyceae; Bacillariales; Bacillariaceae.